Molecule: messenger RNA, 12988 nt
Organism: Chlamydomonas reinhardtii
Lineage: Eukaryota; Viridiplantae; Chlorophyta; Chlorophyceae; Chlamydomonadales; Chlamydomonadaceae
Exons: 9
Coding region: 345-12665 (4106 amino acids)
Source: RefSeq, a predicted model, not a curated record
AGCAAACUCACAAAGGCGGGGAUUUCACUUGGACGCUACUGUGUUAGCCUUGCUUCCGACUUGCUUCUGCGUUUCUACCUGUACGUUCCUGAAGCUCCCAUAUUGUUUGCCGGACCCAGAGUGGUGGCGAGAGGGGCUCACGCAGCUUGCUGCUUUUAUCGUCGCUCUGCAGCUCGCUUGUGGGCGAACUUGGUGCCAGCCAUGGUUGCAGUUAGAGCGCUAGAAAGAUAUAAUACGUUGCCAGAGCCCAAGACCUUUCGUCCAAGUUUGCCGCCAACGCAAGUCCCUCCCAGGUCGUGAACACGCCGUGGGCCUGAGGCCGCUGCCUUGCACGGUCAUUGCCGAUGGCGGCUUACGCGCCUGAGCUGCCAGGCGUUGGCGGGGCGCAGCCCCAGACCUCCGUAUCGCUGGCGGCAGCGGCUGCCGGGGGCGUCCCGGCUGCCGCUGCAGGGGGCGACGAGUACCUAGCAACGCAGAUCCUGGACCCCUGGCUGUUGGGUGCCACACAGAAGCCGGGGCUGCACCUGGCACCCCCCGGCAAAGCCCAGCUGGGGGUGCUACCAGCGGUAUCCAUGGCGCCCGCGGCAACUGGCACGGUGCCCGGCGAGGCGCGGCACCCGCUGGAGCAGGGGCCGCCGCCGGAUGCGGGUGCGGGUGAUGGUGCGGGCGCGGACGUGGACGUGGACGUGGUGGUGCUGGUGGCCACCGCCACUGCCACCACCACUGCCACUGCCACUGCGAUGGCGGCAGCGACUGCUGCUGCCACUGUUGCUGCUACUGCCGCACCCAGUGCUGACGUCGCGGCUCCUGAAGCCGCUGGCUGUGCAAGCGCGGGCCUGCGGGGUGGUGCUGCGGCUAGCGUGGGAGGCACGGAAGCCCGUGCCUGUGCAUCAGAGGAGCGGGAGGCAGAUGCAGUGGCGGCACCCGGGUCUCCCCAGCUGCAGCCCGUGCUUGAGGCUGACACAGCGGCUCCUGGGGUGCCGAGGGCCCCGGCUGGCGCUGGGCAUGAUUCUCAUGCAGUGCCGAUCGCUGGCGAGGACGCCGUGCGGCACCAGCACCAGCACCAACAGCAGCAGGAGCUCCGGGAGCAGCAGCAAGAGCAGCAGCAGGAGCAGCAGCAGGAGCAGCGCACCAUUGGCGAUGCCGCCGGACCUGACGCCCCCGGGGGGUUAGCGCCUGGCUCCAGUGGCGCUGCCGCCGUUUCGGCCCCGCCGCCGCCCACGGCUGUCCUCAAUGACGGGAGUAUCCACGGCCUGCCCGAGGGGCUCACGAGGCUCACAGGGGAGGAGCAGCAGCAGCUGCUGCUGCUGCUGGGGGCGGGAGGGGCACCUGGAGGUGGUGCUGACGCGGACGCGGGGGGCGUGGCUGUGUGUGGUGGCUCCCAGGAGGACCCCACGCCGCCACACCUGUCGCUGCACCUAGGACUGGAAGCGCCGGCCCCGGGGGCCGCACAGCAGCAGCAGGAGGGGGAGAAAGAGGAGGAGGCAACAGCUGAUGCAGGGGCGGGCGUGACUGGUGUUGCAGAUGGCACACUAAGUGCAGGAGCAGCCGCUGGCGCGGCUGCUGACGUGUCCGGGGGUGCGGCGGCACGGGAAGCUGCUAUUGGUGGUGCUGGGGGGUCGGUUGCAUCAGGGCGCGGCGAUGCGGAAGGCGCUGCGGACCAGGCCCAGGCCCAGGCGGACCUCCCGCAGUCGCAGCGCCAGCAGCGGCAGCAAGAGCUGGAGCAGCAAUCGCUCGCGGGGCCCAGCCUGCAGCUGAAGCUGGGCCCAGGGAUGGGGCUGGGGCUGGACGAAGGGGCGCCGCACGCUGACGCGGUGGCCGCGGCUGUGCAUGCGCCGGGGGACCAGGCCGUGGCCGCGGCCGGCCAGGCUGAUGGGCGUGCGCAGCCGUGCGGCCAGGCGCAGGCGCAGGAGCCUGCCGCCGCAGGGGCGGCAGCUGCACUGGGUGCGGAGUCCAGGGUCGCCGGCGGCCAGGGACCAGAUGCGGCGCUGGAGCAUGACGGCAGCCCCGGACCUGGACCUGGACCUGGACCUGGACCUGGACCUGGACCUGGACCUGGACCUGGACCUGGACCUGGACCUGGACCUGGACCUGGACCUGGACCUGGCGCUGGCGCUGGCGCCGCCGAUGCAGAGAUGGCGGGUGUGGCUGAGGGGCCAGUGCCACAGGACGUCACGGGGGAUGUGCGCCGUGCCGGGGUGGCCAUGGACACGGAUGAGCCGCAGCCGCAGCCGGCGGCGCAGCAGGCUGUGGAGCUGGUUGGAGGAGCGGGUGCGGGUGGAGGUGCACAUGUGCGGGUGGAGGAGGCGGCAGCCGGAGCUGCAGAUGUCGGUGGGGCGGGCACCUCCACGCCGAUGGAGGUUGACGCCGGUCAGGGCGCGGAGCCGCAGGCGGCUGCGGCUGUUGCGAGCGGCAGCAGGGGGCCGGAGGACCAACUGGGCUCGCCGGUGGGUGGCGCGGCGGCAGCAGCGGCCGCCGCCGCCGCCGUGCUGACGGUGAGCCGGCUGGCUGCGGCUCUGAACCCCUUCGACGCCUCGCAGUCGCAGUCCCAGCAGCCGUCCCUGCAUAUCCCGCUGCUGCUGCUGCCGGAGCUCACUCCGCAGACCUCACCUCCACAGCCGCAGCCGCUGCAUGGCCAGGCGAAGGUGCUGGCCACGCUCCAGGCUGCGGAUUCGCAGGCAACGCAGGAGACGCAGGAGGCACUUAUGCCGCGGCCCCAAAUAGCAGAGCAGUUGCAGCCACAGCUACUGCAGCCGCGCCAGCAGCAGCAGCAGCAGGCUCAGACCGGGGCCCAGGAGGAGGCAAAAGCGAGGGCCCCGGUCCCGGAGACGCAGGCGUCGCAGGAGACACAGCAGGUCAACGCACGAGAGCGCCAUGGUGGUGGAGGCUCCAGGUCACAGGGCGGCUGCGGCGAGGGCGGCGCCGACCACGUCGCCGCCACACUGGACGAUGUGCAGCAGGCACUGCAGGAACAGCCGCAGCCGCAGGAACAGCCGCAGCCGCAAGCGCAGGAGCUGCAGCCGCAGGAGCCGCAGGAGCUGCAGCCGCAGGAGCCGCAGGAGCAGGAGCCGCAGGAGCUGCAGCCGCAGGAGCUGCAGCCGCUGCUGCUGCAGCAGCUGCAACAGGAGCAGCUGCAGGAGCAGCCGCAACAGGAGCCAAUUGAAGAGCCAAGCCAGGCGCAGCAGGGUGAGGCCGCGACUGCGGGCGCCAAGCAGCUGUCUGCGGCGGCGGAGGGUCCAAGGCCGGGGGGCCAGGCGGAAGCGGAGGCGGAGCAGCAGCCGGGGCAGGCGCAGGGGCAGCUGGCGGGCGCCGGGCCUGGCCCUGGCGCUACAGCCGCCGCUGAUGCUGCUGUCGCUGUUCAAGCGGCGGUCGACGAGCUCUCCUCGCAGCAGCAACAAGCACAGCCGCAGCAGCAGCCGCAGCAGGCGGAUGGGGCGGUCGCAGGGACUGCGCCCGCGCCUGCAGGUGGUGACGCCGGUGCAGCCGGGCCCUCACCGCCGCGGGCAGUAGCCGCAGCCGCCGCUGCCGCCGCGGCUUCAGUGCCUCGGGCGCCUGCGCCGGCAGCCGGCAGCCCAGUGACCCCAGUCAGCGGCACGGGCGGGCGGAGCCGGCUGCCAGGGCCUAGCGCCGGAGCCGGCGAUGGCGAUGGCGGCGUGGGUGACGAUGCCGGGGGCGGCAGCGCCGGCCGCGCCACCGCCGCAACCUGGGCGGCUGCAGGCAGCGCGCCGAGCCCCACCGCCGCCGGCGCCACCCCCGGCGCCCCGCUGACGCCCACCCCCACACUGACUGGCAGCGGCGACGGCACGCCCCUGACCGGCACGGCUGCUACUGCCACAACCACCACGUGCGGCGGCGGCAGUAGCGCGGGCAGCCCCAGCUGCAGCCUGGGGCUGGUGGGCAGCCUGGCGGCGGCGGCGGAGGAGCUGUCGCGUGUGCACAAGGGCCUGGUGUCCGGCGACUGCGACCGCUGCCUGGCCAGUGUGGUGGUGACGGAGGAGCUCAAGACCGCCAUGGCAGCGGCGGGCGUGAGGGCCAGCCUGCGCGGAGUGACGGCGGACAGGGAGCACCAGAAGCGCCUGAAUCGCUGGGAGGUGCUGCUGAUGCGCGCGCGGCAGCAGCAGGGCAUGUGGGACGAGCUCACCACCGUCACCGGCAGAGGCGGAGCCGCCGCUGCAGGAGGCAGCAGGCGCCGGAAGCGCCAGCGCGCAGGCAGCGGCGGCGGCGGCGCCAACAGCACUCACCAGGCCGGUGCUGCUGGCGGCGCCGCUGGGGCGGCUGGGGCGGCCGCGCUCGACCAGGCGGAACAGCAGCAGCAGCAGCAGCAGCAGCAGCAGCAUCAAGCUAAGGAACAUGGGGAGGGGGAGGGGGAGCUCAUGGGGGAUGGCGAGGAGGAGGAGGAGGAGGCAGCUGUGCCGGACAGCGAUGAGGAGCUGUCGGACUUUGGGCCGGACGAGCAGUGGCUGCUGACCGAGGCCUUUGUGACACCGCCGCCGCCUUCUGGCAGGCCGGCAGUCGCAUCAGCAGCACCAGCAGCAGCAGCAGCACCAGCAGCACCAGCAGCAGCAGCAGGAGCGCCAGCGGGAGCAGCUGCAGGGGCUGUGCUGGCGCCAGCGGGUGCGGGUGCUGAUGGGGUUCCUGGUGGCGAGGGCGAGGCGGACGCGAUGAUGGACGUGGACAUGGUCGCCGCCACCGCCCUCACCACCGCCACCACCACCGCCACCACCACUGCGGCCACUGCCACGGAAACCAGCAGGUCGCCCUACAGGGGCACGGCAGGAGCCGGCGGCCCCGAGGGCGCUUCUGGCGGUCAUGGUGGUGGUGACGGUGGUGGCGGCGGUGGUGGCGGCGGUGUGGACGGCCGCCCUGCAGCCGCGGCGCCGACGGAAGCCGCUGCUGCCGCUGCCGCACCCGCCGCCUCGGGACCUGCUGGCGCAGUCGCACCUACGCACACAGCCGAGGACAGGGCGGCGGAACAGGCGCCCCAGCGGCUGCAGCAGUCGCCGCAGGGGCCGGCGGGGCAGCCGCUGCCUCAGGCCAGUGAGGACGAGACGCAGCCGCCCAGCCUGGAGCCGCCGCCACCCUCUGCCGCCGCCGCCGCCACGGCCGCCACUGCCGCCGGCUCAGUCCCGCCCAGCCCAGCUGGUCCUGCGCAGCAGUCACCACAUGCUGGCUUGGCACACGCGGCCGCAGGUGCAGCGGGUGCAGCAGCGGCUGACGAUGAGGAGCAGGAGGCAGCGCCCGCCGCCCAGGUCGGCUCUGUGGGCACCCCCAGCGCCGGCCGCGCUGCUGCACCCGCUGUGGAACCGGUGGCGGGAGAGGCGGCAGCAGCAGCAGCAGCUGGGCUGCAGCGCGGGACAGCUGCCACCACAGCCGCAGCGGCGGCCGCCAACGCCGCCUCCGCCACCAAGCCCCGCGCCACGUUUCGCGGCCUGGCCUCCGUCGCGGCGGCCACGGGCCUGAACGGCGCUGCCAGCCGCGCAGCCCUGGCGGGUGCGCCCGCAGGGCCCAGCUCGCACGUGCCUCCUUUCCCCGCCCGCCUGGAUGGGUCCGAGGAGGGCAGCACUGUCACCGUCCCCGCCGCCGCCACUGCAGCUGCUGCUGCUGCCGGUGUGGGUGUCGGUGGCCAGGCGUCGCAGCCGCUGCUGACGCUGCAGGCGAGGCCGCCACCGACCGGCGUGUUAGGCCUGUUUCAGCAACAGCUGCAGCAGCUGCAGCCGCAGCGGCUGGAGGCGGCGGCGGCGGCGGCUGCAGGCGCCGCCACGACGACUGCCGCUGGCGCUGCCGGUGUCGGGGCUGGAGGGGUGCUGGCUGCAGCUCCCAUGGAGCUUGCCGCGACUGAGCCGGCGGCCGCACCGGCGCUGACCGGCGGCGCUUGCACCGCCGGUCACGGCGGCCAAGGCCAGGGCCAGGGUGACGGCCAGGGUGACGGCCAGGGCCAGGGCCAGGAGGGGGGCCAGUUCGGGGGCGCGGGCGACAGCCAGGUGGUGUUUGAGCUGAACCUCAGUCUGGGACUGGGGCUCAGCGGCGGCGGCGGCCAUGAUGGUGGCGGGCCCGCCCUCCGGCAGCAGGAGCAGGUGGUGGCGGUGGUGGCAGCGGUGGCUGGAGGCGAGGGCGUGGGAAAGGACGGCAGCGGCGCCGCAGGAGCCGCAGGAGCUGCAGGUGGCGCUGGCGGCGAGUGCGGCGACGACGACUUCCCGCUGGCCAUGACCUUUGGGGGCACCCUGGCCUCGCCCUCCACGCCGCCCACCGAACCGGACGCGGCGGGCCUGACGGCGGCGGGCACCACGGCAGCAGGCGGCGGUGCCGGCCAGGGCGAGGCGGAGGAGGGCGAGGAGGGCGAGGAGGCGCUGGGGUCCAUGAUGGUCCCCGCCACACUCGCUACCCUGCCAUCGCCCGGCCGGGAAGACGGCGGCGGCGGCGGCGCGGGGGCCGCAGUGGCCACCACCACCGCGGGGCUGGAUGGCAGCGAGGGCGCGGACGGCAGCGGCGGCGGCGAUGCCGGCGCCUCGCACGCCGUGUCGCUGUCUUUUGGCUUUGUGCAGAUGCCGCCGCCGCCGCCCCGGAUGCCCGGCGCUAGCGCUGGCGGUGCUAGCGGUGCCGCUGGCGGCGGCCGUGCCGCUGCCGGGGCCGCCCUGCCGCCGCCCUCUCACCCUCACCCUCACUCGCAGCCGGGGCCGUGCUCCUCUGCGCUGGUGGUGGUGGGCUCACUGGCCUGCUACGCCGGCAGCGGCACACUGCCGCCGCCAGGCACACAGACGCAGACGGACCCCGAGACACUGCCGCGCAGCGGCGGCGUCGGUGGCGGCGGCGGUGGAGGAGGAGGAGCCGGCGGAGAAUGCGCAGGCGUCGGCAGUGGCAGUGACGGGGCGGGUGCGCUGCCUGCCUCGCUCUCGGGUGCAGCCGCGGGGUCCAGCCGGUCGAAUUUCAGCUUUGGGCGUGGAGCUGGCGGCCUGCGGGUUCGCGGCGGCGGCGGCGGCGGCGGCAGUGCCGGGGACGAGGACGCGUCCGGGACGCCCACCAUUGCCGGGGGUGGCAUGGGGCCGUUCGGGGCCGCGGCUGAGGCUGCCGCCGCUGACGGAGAGGAGUGCGAGGAGGAGGGGCUGCAGGAGGCGGAGCUGCAGGAGGAGGGGCUGCAGGAGGAGGACCGCGGGGGGGUGGACCUGGAGGGCGGCGAGGACGCCGACGUGGUUGACACACGGGAAGAGGAGGAGGCGGAGGAGGAGGAGGAGGCGCAGGCGGAAGCGGAGGCGGAAGCUGGUGAGGAGGAGCUGCUGCCCCCCACCGAGGACCAGCAGCACCAGCACCAGCACCAGCACCAGCAGGCUCAGGCGCAGGGGCAGCCGGCAGUCGGGCCGGGCAAGGGCCGCUCUGGUGCGGCGGCCGCGGCCGGAAUGACGCGGCGCGGCUCUCAGGGCGCGGCUAGGGGCUCCGCAGCACCCGCAACCGCACGUGGCUGUGGCAGUGUGGGCAGCGCCAGCACAGGAGCUCGCCGGCCGGCGGCGGCGGCGGCUGCCGGUGCCAGUGCGCCGGCGCCGGUGCCGCUGGUGAGGCGGCUUAACUCGCAGGAGCGGCGCGCGGAGCGGCUGGCGGCGUCGCGGCGGCAGCAGCUGCAGCUGGCGGCGCUGGAGCGGAAGACCACUGGCGGGGCCGCCGUGACGGCUGCAGCGGGGGCGGCCAAGCAGCCCGCCGCGGGUGCGGGUGCAGGGGCGGGGGCUGGGGCGGCGCCUGGCCGGGUGGGGCUGUCUCCUUCCGUGCGGCCGCCGCAGCCGCCCGCCGCCAACGGGGCUCAGGGAGCAGUGCGCUCGCCAUCGCCCUCACCCGGCCACACUGCAAAGCAGCAGCAACCCCCGCAGCAGCAGCAGGCGUGGCAUAUGCCGCGGCAGCAAGCGUCGCCACAGCAGCAGCCACCGAGGCAGAAGCCGACAACGCCCUCGGCGCUGCAGCAGCGCCCCCUCGCCAAGGCCGUCAGCAUCAAGGUAGAGCCUCCCCCACAUCCGCACCCGCACCAACACCCGCACCCGCAGCGCACACCGCCGCCUGCUCCGCGCGCCUCCCCCAAGGCCGCGGCCACCCCGGCCGGCAAGGGCGGGCUCCAACAGCACCAGCAGCAGCAGCCACGGGGUGCCGUGUCGCCGGCGGACCCGUCUGACCCCUACUACCUACCCUCGCUGCCCUCGCCCACCGACGGGGAGGAGGAGGCUGAGGCGCGGUGGGCUCGUGUGCGCGCGCUGGGCGACGAUGCGGAAGAGGCAGAGGCCACGGCGGCACGGCGGCAGGACAAGAGCUCCUACCCGGCGCACAAGCGGCCGCGCCUGGACAGCCCGUCGGCCGCCGCGGCCACUGCCAACGGGAACGGUGUGGGCGCUUCCCCGCAGCGGCUGGGUGGGCUUGCCAGCCGCCGGCCACUGGCUGCCGCCGCCGCCGCCGCCGCCGGCACCACCAACACCACUGCCACCACCCCAAGGGCCGCGGCAGGUGCUGCCAAGCCCCAAUCGCCCAGCGGACAGCCAACCCACGCGCCAGUGGCUCAGGACUCCUCGCCCACACGCCGCAGUCCCCGAAUCAAUCCGGAUGCAGCUGUGCAGCUACCGCCGCCGCCGCCGCAGCAGCAGCAGCAGCAGCAGCCCUCGUCCUUGGCACCCAGUGGCGCAUCUGCGGGCCCCGAGGCGGCAGCGGCGGCAGCGGCCCGCGCCAAGCAGACGCCGGCGGCGGCGCCCCAGGGCUCGGCCGCGCGAGGCGUGGUGCACCGGCGACGUGUGGUGUUCACACAGCCGGACAGUCAGGAGGAGGAGGAGCUCAGCUUGGCGGCUGCUGCUGCUGCUGAGACGGCGGCGGCGGCGGCGGCUGCAGCUGCUCAGGGCGGUGCGGAAGGCCGUUGGCUGGGCCGGCGGCGCGACGCAGAUGGGCCUGCGACAGCGGCGGCGGCCUCGGCGGCGGCAGCACGGCAGCAGCGCACGCUGUCGCCUCUGGGUGCUCGGCCGCCGCUGCCGCCGGCAUCGGCGAGGGCUGCAGGCGCGGCGCCGGGCCGUGCGGCGCCCACGGCCCGGCCCCGCCCCGCCGCUGCCACUGCCGCCGCUGCCGCUGCCCCGGUCGACUCGCUGGGCCUGCCUGCUGACCCAGACCACCUUUUCUCAAGGGCUGGGCCCAGCCCGGCGGCAGCGGCAGCGGCAAAAGCAGUAGCAGCCGGCGCUGCAGCCGCAGGCGGGGGUGUGGGCGCGGCCUCAGGCGGGGGUGGGGGCAGCCCCGGUCUGGGCCUGCAGUGGGGCCGCCGCGCCAGCCGCCGCAGCUCCGUCAGCACCGCCGCCACGCCCUUCGCGGCGGCAGCCUCCACUGCAGGCCGGAGCCGCAGCGCCGGCGCCACCGCCGCCGCCGCUGCGGGUGCUGGCGCCGCUGGUCGGGAAUGCGAGCUGGUGGAGCUGGCGACGUCGGAGGAGGAGGAGCAGCAGCAGCAGGCGCAGGCGCAGGGGCCGAGGCCGCGGAGCCAGCGGCAGGGGCGCCAGCGGCAGGGGCAGCGGCGGCGCAGCUCGGCGGCGAGCCCCGCGGCGGGCCGGCGUGUGUCGACCGGCGAUGACGUGGACAGCGGCGCAGAGGCCGGCGGCAGCGGGGACGAGGGCGGGGGCGCGGACGCAGGCGCGGCGGGUGCGGCGGGUGCGGCUGGGGACCCAGUCGGGGGUGUUGGGGCGGCGGCUGCCGGUGGCGGCAGGAGGAGGCAGGGGCCGGCGGCGGACGUUGGGAGCCUGGGCGGGCCGCGGCCGCACAAGCGGUUCCGCAGCAUUCACGACAUUGUGACCGACGGGCUGGAGGAACAGGAGGGGCAGGAGCGGCAGCAGGUGGCGGAGGCGCCUGGCGCCAGCGCGGCCGCCGCGCCAGCGGCCGCCGGCAAGCCCCCGGCCGCGCGGGCCAGCUCCGACGCCGCACCCCUCCGUCGCAGUUCCCGGCUGGGCACCGGCGGCUCGGCGGCCGGGGAGUCGCAGGCCGGCGGCAGCCGCCGCCGCUCGCACCCCUCCGCGGCCGCCGCUGCCGACGUCGGCGCCACACCGGUGCCGCUGCCGCUGCUGUCGCAGCCCAGCUCCUCCGACCCCGGCACACCCGACGGCGGCCGCCUGCGCAAGCGCGGCCCGCCCGCCGGCGCCUCGGGCAUGGAGUCCCUCCUCCGCCGCACCAAGCGCCAGCGCUGCGCGGCCUUUGGCGGCGUCACCUUCGUCAUCACCGGCUUCGCACGCAACCCGGGGCUGGGCACCAGUGACGGCGGCGGCGGCGGCGCAGCCGCUGCCGACGGCGACGGCGGCGGCGCGGUGCCCGGCGCCAGCCGCAUGUCGCGCCGUGAGGUGGUGAACCUGAUUGUGCGCAACGGCGGCACCAUCAUGGACGACCUGCCGCAGCCGGUCAUGACGCCGGCAGGGGCGGGCGGUGGCGGCCAUGGCGGCGGUGGUGCGGGCGGUGGUGCGGGCGGCGGGGCGUCGUCCUCGCCGGGCAAGGCGGCCGCCGCUGCCGCGGCGGCGGCGGCGGCGGCGGCUGCCGCCGCCGCGCCGUGCGCUGUGCGUCAGCUGCCGGAUGUGGUGAUUGCGGACUGCGCGGAGCGGCGCACCUGCAAGCUGCUGGGGCCGCUGGGGCGCGGCGUGCCGGUGCUGUCGGCGAGGUGGCUGAGGGACAGCGCGGCGGCGGCGCGCUUCCUGGACCCCUUCGCGCCGCCGCCGCCAGGGCUGGGCGGUGGAGGAGGGGGAGGCGGAGGAGCGGGAGCAGGGCAGGCGGCUGCGGUGCAGGACUACGUGUUGCAUGCGCCGCGGCCGCACCUGCAGCAAGCCGGCGUGUUCGCAGGCGUGCGGCUGUACCUGGCGGGCGACGGCGCCUUCCGCUCCACCUUCGGCCGCGUGCUGUCCAUGGCGGGGGCGCUGCUCAUGGAGCAGUGGGAGGCGGCGGGGCCGGCGGCGCCGGGGGCUCUGGGCUCGUGUGUGGUGGAGGCGGCGGUGGACCUGGUGGUCGCCGACGGCCCGCCCGCACCCGGAGGCAGCGGAGCAGCAGCAGCAGCAGCAGCACAGGCAGAGGCUGGCGGCGCCGGCUGCAGCCCGGCCGUGUCGGCGGCGGCGCUGCUGCCUGACGCGGCAGCGGCGGCGCGGCUGCUGGCGGGCAAUGCGCCGCUGCGGCGGGCGGUGCGGUCGCUGGGCAUCCCCGUAGUGGACAAGGAGUGGGCGGUGGGCGUGCUGCUGCGCGGAGCACUGCCGCCCGGAUUUAGGCCGGCGGCGGCGGCAGCGGCGGCGAUUGCAGUGGCAGCGGCUGCGCCUGCCACUGGCCGGAGGGAGCAGGUGGCGGCGACGGCGGUGACUCGCAGCCCACUGCCGCCGGCCCUGGCGGCUGCGGGUGCAGGGCGGUCGCCUGAGCUGCAGAAGCAGCAGGCACGGGCGCAGGCGCAACCGCAGUCCCGCCAGCAGCCGCAGCAGCAGCGCACUCCGCCGCCUCCAGCAUCUGCACACAAGCAGCAGCAGCAGCAGCAGCAGCAGCAAGCGGGGCGUGCGACAGAUGACAAAGCAAGCGCGCGCGUGGCUGCUGCGGCGGCGGCGGGUGCAGCAGUGGCGGGUGCGGCUCCGCCCUCCGCGCCGCCGCGCAGCAGCAGCCACAAGGCACCUGCUGCUCGUGCUCACGCCGACACCCACGGCCACAAGCACGCCGGCGACGAGCCAGUUGCUUCAGGGCUCGAGGCCGGCCAGGAGGAGCAGGAGGCGGAGGCGGCUGACGCCGCCGCGGGUGCGGACCGGCGCGGGACGCCCACGCGCACCGCACGCGGCGCUGUCGCAGGCAAGGCCGCGGCCGCCGCAGCUGCGGUCCCACAGCACCACCUCCGGCAGCAGCAGCAGCAGCAGCAGCCGUCCAGCUCGCCGGCAAAGGCCGCCACCGGCGCCGCUGUCGCUACCGGAGCCGUCGCCCCCACGUGCGCCGUGCCGCUGUACGACUUUGUGCGGUGGGUCCAGCCCGCCGCCGCGGCGCCCGCCGCACCCCCGGCGGCACUGCCGGGCGCGCCGCGCUUCUACGCCUCCUUCACGCGGCGCCCGCAGCGGCCGCGCGCCAGCGGGGCCGGCGCCUGUGACGACUGCGACCCGGCAGCGCAGGCGGAGGAGGCGGAGGCAGAGGAGGCGGCGGAGGAGGUGGCGGUGGGGGAUGUGGUGGAGGUGGCGCCGCUGCCGGGGCAGGCGCUGCCGCCGGUGCUGGUGCUGGAGGAGCUGUGGGAGGAGGGCGCGGCGGCGGCGGCGGCGGCGGCGGCGGCGGCGGCGGCGGGCGGUGGUGGCGGAGCCGGGGGAGGGGGCGGGGGCGGCGGAGCGGGGGGUGCGGUGCGGCUGGCGUCGGGCCGGCUGCUGCUUCGCUCCGAGGAGACGCCCUUCCCGCUGGCCCCCGCGCCGCUGCCGCAGCUGUUCCGCUCCGCCUUCCGGUCCGAGCGCCUGCCGCUGGCCGCCCUCAGCACCCGGCUCACUGUGCACACCAGCGCCGCGGCGGCCGCGGCGGCCGCGGCUGUGGCUGCAGCGGCCACACCGCCGCAGCAUAUGUCAUCUCCACGUGGCAGCGCUCAACAGCAGGGUCAGCAGCAGGGUCAGCAGCAGCAGGGGCGGCAGUUUGUGUGCCAGUUCGCGUACGACCACCGGACAACAUCACUGGGCAUGGCCAUGCUGCAGUAGAGCAGCAGCAGCAGCAGCGGGCAGGAGGCAGAGACAGAGAUGUAAGGAAGGUGUGGGAAAGGGUAGCAAAAGGGUAGGGGUAGGGGUAUAGCAGCAGGAAUAGCACAACCGUAGGUAGCAGCGGCGAGAGCAGUAGCGGGGAAGAGCGUGCGUGAUCGUUGACACAAUCAUUUAAACGGUUGAGUUUGUGUGGUCACUGUGGUGAUGCCUCAUGCCGUGGCUCAAGAAGAUGUCAUAUAGCCUCCAGACAGCAUGACUGCUGGGCAACGGCAUGAAAUGCAUUGGUGUGAGAUCGCGGGGGCUGGGGGCGAUGAGAGAUUCCC